AUGAGCCUCGUGGAAAACGUCUUCGUGCAUUUUGGAUUGGUAAUCACGACAACAACCAACAAGUUGACCGCGUCAGAGACCAUCUUCGACUUCAACAACUAUCCGCAUAGUCCCAUAUUCGACAUGUCGUACACCGAAGAGCAACUAGACCGCUACUUCCAGCACAUCAACUACCCCCGGGAGAUACAUGCGUCAGACCGGCUGCAACUCCUCACGGAACUCCAGGCUCACCAGCUUGCGAGGGUCCCCUUCGAGAGCCUGACGCUUCACUACUCGAAACAUCGACACGUUUCUCUGGACCUGGAAGAUCUCUUCGUCAAGGUCGUCGUGCAGGGCAAGGGCGGCUAUUGCAUGGAGCUUAACGCCCUGUUCGGCGCCGUCCUCAAAGGCCUCGGUUUCGAACUCACCAGCGUCGGCGGUAAGAUCAAGGGAGAAGAACGCUUCGGGGGAUGGUCUCACAUGCUCAACCUCGUCACCGUCGACGGCCAGCGCUACAUGGUAGACGUCGGCUUCGGAAAGGGCGCGACCAUGGUCCCCGUGCCCCUCCGCAGGGAUUCCAGCCCCGAGUUCACCACCAUCGCGCCCCUGCGCGGCAAGCUCGUCUACGAGAAGCUCGAGCAGAACACCGACGCCGGCCAGCGCAUGUGGGUGUACUACUCCACCGACAGCGCCGAUGGGCCCUUCCGGCAGCGCAACUGCUUCACCGAGCAGGAGUUCUUCCCCGAGGACUUUGAGGUCAUGAACUGGGCCGUCAUGUCGCGGCCCACGAGCUACUUCGUCAAGACCGUCCUCUGCAUGCGCACGAUCCUGAACCCGGACACCAGGAGGGCCGAGGGCACCGUCGUGCUGCACAAGGACGAGGUGAAGCGGAAGAUCGGCGACAAGGUGGAGGUUCUCGAGACCCUGAAGAACGAGGCGGAACGGGUCAGGGCUAUCGAGAAGUAUUUCUUCAUCGCGUUGACGCCGGCCGAGCAAAAGGCCAUCAGGGGCAUGCCUCAAGAGCUGUUGGAAACGAAGUGAAGUUGGAGAUUCGAAUGCGUGUAAGCAGAUGACGGAUCAGCAUCAGGAACUAAACGAACUGCCGCAGUGAAAAAUUCGAUUACUUUUGAAUCGCCAUCCUAUUACGAAAGUCUCUACUCAACUACAUAGACUGCUAGGGCACAAACAACCUGGUCUGAAAACAAACCCGCGUCACCGGGUUACUCGUCCAAUGCUACUUCGUCUCGGCAUACGCAUUCUCGGCCUGCGCGUCCACCGACGCGUGGUGCUCUUUUUCGUGCAGUCGGUUCUCGAGAUCAUGGCCGUUGUACCUCUUGCUGGCCUUUCCAGCAACAAUCCAGCUGUUGCUGCUGAACAGCUCGUUCAUCUCCUCGAGCGGGCGGCGGGCGGUCUCCGGCAGAAACAGCCAGAAGAAGAUGGCGUUUGUGAUGUUGCAUACGAUGAAAAGGAAAUAGAAUUGGUACCCCACGGACUCCAUUCCCUCCGGGGUAACUUGGCCCUAUU
This is a messenger RNA of Colletotrichum destructivum, 1503 nucleotides long. RefSeq names its product Putative arylamine N-acetyltransferase, papain-like cysteine peptidase superfamily. The coding region runs from base 1 to 1020 and encodes 339 amino acids. Gene Ontology annotation, molecular function: acetyltransferase activity. The record is from RefSeq and is a predicted model, not a curated record. The transcript is spliced from 2 exons. NCBI's taxonomy places the organism in Eukaryota, Fungi, Ascomycota, Sordariomycetes, Glomerellales, Glomerellaceae.